CUUGGUCUCUCUGCUCCUCCCGCUCGCCUCCGCACGCCCCCACCCGGGCCGGCCUCGCCUCCUCGGCGGCGGCUUCCGCCCCCUGGUAGCAGCGCUCCCAAAGGAAACGGAAGAAAGCUCAAGCCAAGCAAUGGAGGGGAACAGGGAUGAAGCGGAGAAAUGUGUCGAGAUCGCCAGGGAGGCCCUGAGCGCCGGCGACCGCGAGAAGGCCCAGCGUUUCCUGCAGAAGGCCGAGAAGCUCUACCCACUGCCCUCAGCCCGCGCACUGUUGGAAAUAAUUAUGAAAAAUGGAAGCACGGCUGGAAAUAGUCCUCAUUGCCGAAAACCGCCAAGUAAUGCUGAUCAAAGCGAGCCUAACUGCACAAAGGACAGCACAUCGGGUAGUGGUGAUGGUGGAAAAGGCUACACCAAAGACCAAGUAGAUGGAGUUCUCAGCAUAAACAAAUGUAAAAAUUACUAUGAAGUACUUGGAGUUACCAAAGAUGCUGGUGAUGAAGAUUUGAAAAAAGCUUAUAGAAAGCUUGCUUUGAAGUUUCAUCCAGACAAAAACCAUGCACCUGGAGCAACAGAUGCUUUUAAAAAGAUUGGAAACGCUUAUGCUAUUUUAAGCAAUCCAGAAAAACGAAAACAAUAUGACCUCACAGGCAAUGAAGAACAAGCAUGUAAUCACCAAAACAAUGGUAGAUUUAAUUUCCAUAGAGGUUGUGAAGCUGAUAUAACUCCAGAAGACUUGUUUAAUAUAUUUUUUGGUGGUGGAUUUCCUUCAGGUAGUGUCCAUUCAUUUUCAAAUGGACGAGCUGGUUAUAGCCAACAACAUCAGCAUCGACAUAGUGGACAUGAAAGAGAAGAAGAAAGAGGAGAUGGAGGUUUUUCGGUGUUUAUUCAACUGAUGCCCAUUAUUGUAUUGAUCCUCGUGUCACUACUAAGUCAAUUGAUGGUCUCUAAUCCUCCUUAUUCCUUAUACCCCAGAUCUGGAUCAGGGCAAACUAUUAAAAUGCAGACAGAAAACUUGGGUGUCGUUUAUUAUGUCAACAAGGACUUUAAAAAUGAAUAUAAAGGAAUGUUGUUACAAAAGGUUGAAAAGAGUGUGGAAGAAGAUUAUGUGACUAAUAUUCGAAAUAAUUGCUGGAAAGAAAGACAACAGAAAACAGAUAUGCAAUAUGCAGCAAAAGUGUACCGAGAUGAGCGACUUCGAAGGAAGGCAGAAGCCUUGAGCAUGGAUAACUGUAAAGAAUUGGAACGGCUGACCAGUAUUUAUAAAGGAGGAUGAACUGGAGUUAUAUUUAUAUCUUUUAGCAUACUAUUUAUUUUUUCUGUGAGUUAGUUUCAUCAUGAGAGCUAAAGAAGAUUUGUUGAUAAAAACUAAACUUGAAUAGUUGGUCCCUGAAAUCUUGGGCUGUUUAUAACCUACUGACUCCUUUAAAUAAUAAGAAACUAAAAACUAAAAUUAAUAUUUUAGUUAUGCUUCUGUAAGCUUAUAUGAUUGCUAACUAAAAAUGUCUAAAGAAAGGACUGUCACACCUGUAGCAGUUUCCAGUUUUAUUAAUUCUCCAUUUUUUUCUGUAUGUAAAUAUUAAUGGGAUGAUCAUUUUGUGUACGUACAAGGUUAUUGACUUUUUUUAAAAUUUAAAUUCUUUUAAUGUUUAGCUCCAUGAGACACUUCAGUUUAAAUUGAUUAAAUAAAUAUUCUAUGACAAAAUUACAUGUUCCUUGUCAGAUGUCAAAUGUGUGGAGUUUAAACAGUGAAACUUUUUCAAAAAGAAAAGAAAAAACAAAAGCUGUUUAACUUUGUGUAAAAUCUUAUAGCAUUAUUACCUAUUUUAAUAUUGCCAUUAUAUUCCAAAAUAUAUAUUGAGAGAAAUGAACUGGUGUAGAGUAUCAAUUUGCUAUUUAUUUAGUUUUAUGAAUUGCUAAGCCAUGCAUAGAAAUGAAAUGCUAUACUGAUAGAUUUUAAAGAAAAUAUGAGGAAAUGGCUAUAUAGAUAUUAAACAAAAAGGUCUUUAACAGUAAAUUGCAGUUAUGUCAUUUGCAAUCCAAUUAUUAAAAUUCCCCCAAAUGUUCAUAUAAAGGGGAGGGCAAAAGUAGGUUUAUAGUUGUAAUACAGAUAAGUGAUACAAUCAUUAAUGGAUAAGGAUUCAAAAAUAAACUUUGUUUCAUGUACUCACAACUAUAAACCUACUUUUGCCAACCCCUGUAUGUGUCUUUAUUUAAAGACUACUAAAGUUUAUGCAGAAAAGGACCUACCUGUUCCCCCACCCCUGUGGAAAUUUGCAGUUUCUUCUUAGUGACCAUUUAAGUAGAACCCAAAAGUAAAUAGAUUCUUCUACAAAUAAGUAAUAGGAAAAAGUACUACUUUGCUCUGUGCCUUUUAACCUGAUUGCCAACUCUUAAACAUGUAAGUAGAUCACAGCACACUUAUUUGAUCAGGGCAUGACCUGUUUGGCCACAUGUAACAAUGAACAGAAAUAUAGCAGCAGGUAGAAUAGUGAUUUAUAGCAAGUUAUCCUUAUAAAAUUCUGAGCUAAAGUCUAUUUACCAUUGAGUAACUCAAUUAAUCCCAUAGGAAUAAGUUUCUUGUAGUUAAAUCCACAAUACAAAUUUGAAAAAUCAGCUGGAAAUGGAAGUUUUUAGUGCCUAUAUUAGGUUUGAAAUGUUGAUUUCUAAUCUAUGUUUAACAUUGUAACAUUUUAAUUUUGCUUCAUACUCAGUUAAUGGAACAUGAACACAUCUUUGGAAGUUUCUCUUUUAAAUAUGAGAGAAUGCUGGUUAAAGUGGCAGUAUCCCUUUGUUGAAAUAUUUUUUUCUGUAUGUAGUGAAUUUAUAGCAUCUGUUGAAACUGUUAAAAUGACCAUUCUCUUAAAAAUGUUCUCUUGUGCCCCCUUUCUGGAUGAAUCAAUAGAAAUAUCUAAUUGAAUUAAAAUAAACUCCAUACUGCCCUAGGAAAGCUAGACAGCUUAACCAAUUUUCUUUUAGAAAUGCCACCUUUAAAAAAAUAGUAAUGCUUAAAAGAAAUACAAUUUUAAAUAUUUUCUUGAGCCUGUAGAAUGAAUUUAAGAAAGUCACAGCAUUCUGAUUGUGAAAGUUCAUAUGCAUCAGAAAACUUGUAAAUGAAAAAUUUCAUCCAUUUAUUUUUCUAUUUUAUUGGGAUAUUUCCAUGAUUGUGGUUGAUGCUUAUGUGAAUUGACUCUUGACUGAUUCUCUUUCCCAUAAUCCUGGUGGCAGAUGAAGUUACCAAAAUAAGUGAAAUUAUAUAUGAAGAAGUCAUACAUGGCUUGUGGACAGUAUUAUACUGUAUUUCAGUUGCAUUGCUGCAUUCCAUUACACUUCAUAAAAUGUUGGGGGAAAUGUGUUUGAUAAAAUUUGCAAACAAUUUUGGGAAAUGACUUGAGUGCCUAACAAUUUAAGCUACUUAUAAAAUAUGUAAGUAAAGAUAAAAUCCUUAAUAUUACAUAUAUCAUGUAUAAAAGUCCAACUAAGUGUAUUAGAAUUUGGGGAUUAAUUCUACAAAAUUAGAAAACUUUUUAGCUAUCUUAAGAUGUGAGAUUUUCAUAUCUUUGCUACUUUUAAAAAUUUCAACAUUUUGUCACAUUAGUUUUACCUGCAGUUUCAUUUGAAAAUUUGUACUGUUUAUUUUAAUCGUUGUCUAAAAGCCCUCAUUCUUUAAGUAUUGCAUUACUAGCUUUUCUUACUGUAUUUUAGAAGUUUUGCAGCAGUUAUAUGUGUUAAUGCUUUACAUUUUUAUACCUUUUACACAUACACACAAACAACAUUGUCCUUGUGAGGAUUUGGGGGAAAAUAAGUAGUAUCUUUUCUUCUACCUUUUUUUUAAUCCCUUAGUUCUCAAAUAGGUGCUAGUCAUUUGUAAGUUUCAGAAUUUAUUUUAAUGAAAUCUGAGAAUUUAAUUCUCAACAAUGAGAAAUUUCAAAUUAUAACCUAUCUAGUACGUGAAAAUAUAUUUUGAAAUAGAUGGCAUUUGAAUGCUUAAAUAAGUACUUGUUUCAUAAUCAUUACAUUCUUAUUUAUGAUUUACAAAGAUUUAGUAGAGAAAAGAAAGUCCUUACGGCAUCAGCACACCCCGCUUUUGUGUCAGCUCAGGUGUUCACGGGAACAGGAGUGUGAAAUUCAAACCCUUUACUUUAAUUGCACUUUUUUGCUUACAUUUCUUCCUGUUAAGUCUUCAGCUAAACUAGUAUUUAAAGUAGUUACCAAGAAAAAUAAUUAACAUCUUGAUUUCCAUUUGUUGAUAUGCAAUAUUUUAAAAUGCAGCUGUUAAUUUAAUAUAUGUGACAUGUUCCUAUGACUUAAUAAUGUAGUCCCACGUAUUCAUUAAAAAUAAAUCAAUCUCAAAUAUUUCUUGGUGUUGGCCUGAGGACCAAAUGAGCCAUUUUUCCAGUUCAGUAAGUAUUACAUUAAAGGACUAAAUGGUUCAAAGGAAUAAUUUGUGCAUUUGUUUAGCUUCCACAUAUGAAGUUUGGGUUUAGUAUUACCCAUAUUACUAUCUUCAUACUAAGUGAUGCAAACUAAAAGGGCAUUCAUAAUCUUUUUUCUUAUCAGAAGAGAAGAAUUUCUGAAAAUGAACAGUAAAUCAGAAUUUUAAUCUUUAGUAAAAUAGCUAAACAGCCCUGUCUAUUGGCCACAUGGGGCUACUGCCUAGGUAAAACCCAUAAAUCUUUCUAUAAACCAGUGAGAAAGAAAAGAGUCACCUGAUAACAAUUUCCAAACAAAAAGUGAGUAGGAUGAGGAUCUUCAAGGAAUUCUUGCGUAUCCCUUUAAUAAUCUGGCAGACAACACAGUCCUAGAAUUCAGGCUUCCUUUUUGGUUUUACUACUAUUAAAUAGAAACUUUCAUAUAAAUGGAAACAUUUUCCCUCAAACAUUAAUUCAAAACAUACUCCUUAUAUUAAGGAUUUUGUAACCACAUUUUUUUUUGUAAAUUCCGUGUGUAACUUUUUCCUUUUGGUAUGAGAUUCCUUAUUUAAUUUUAUUACCUGCUGGUUUUGGGGCCAAUAGAUUUGUGAAUAUUCUGUGGAUGUGUCCGUGUAUAGCUGUAUAUAAUAUUUUUUCCAGCUAAUACCUCAAAUGUGUGAUUAUUUUAUACCACACUAUGUUUGCACAGAGCAGGGCUUCCAUUAGCAGUGGAUAUUCUUAUUUCUAACUUUGAAAAUCAGUCCACAGGAUUUCAUUAGUGUGAAUUCUUUCUGUUGAUAUUUUUCGUAUUUUAAAACAGAUCCCUGUUGUAAGGCCCAUACUUCAAAUAUAAUUAUAUCUUCCUAUAUCUAGCAAUCUGGAAAUACGUAGGUGGUAAGAAGUGUUCCUUGAAAUGUCUUAGUUUAGUUUGUUAUUGAAAAUUGGGAUUACUGGUUGCCAAGCUGUCUAGUAACGGCAUAGCAGAUGACACCCAGCAUGAAUGUGAGGAAGUCUCAGUCACUUCAGCACAGGAAUCAGGACAUUCCAAUCUUAUAUACUACUUGCCAUUUAAAAUGGUAGGAGUUUUUCAGUGACAUAGGAGUAUUUUAAGCAUCAAUUUCAAAAUGAGUUGUUUUGAGUUGGAUAACUAUGCCAAUGAGAAGAAACUCACAUGUAAAUCAUAUUUUGUAACUUAUUUGUAUUAAAUGCUUCUUACAUGUUUAUUUUUUGUUUGUUUGUUUUUGGAUUGCCACAUAGACUUUCCAUCUAAGUCAUGUGUUUUUAACAGCUGCAGGUAAUUUUCAAGGUAUGAUGGAAUUUUAAUGGAAGCCUUGUAUUAGUUAAACGAAGUGAAACUGGUAAAGGAAAUCUAAACUUUGUCUAUAGUGCAUUCUAAAUUAUACAAUUAGAUUUAAAAAUGAAAUGUCUGAUUUGUAAAAUAUUUAAUGUUAAUAUCAGACUUAUAUAAAAUAAAAUUUCCUGUGUGAGAACUCUUAAAGAAAA
Molecule: messenger RNA, 5909 nt
Organism: Pteronotus mesoamericanus
Lineage: Eukaryota; Metazoa; Chordata; Mammalia; Chiroptera; Mormoopidae
Gene: DNAJB14
Product: DnaJ heat shock protein family (Hsp40) member B14
Exons: 8
Coding region: 131-1270 (379 amino acids)
Biological process (GO): cellular response to misfolded protein
Cellular component (GO): endoplasmic reticulum membrane
Molecular function (GO): Hsp70 protein binding
Source: RefSeq, a predicted model, not a curated record